AUGUACUACCAAGAACUCAUUACCGAAGGAAGCCAAGAGAAGAAAAAAAGGAACCAUCGGAGUCCGAUUGUGUUGAGAGACGGUGAGUGGUCAUAUCGUAAGAGACACAAAAGAGACAACAAGAAUGAGGCUUUCUCCUGUCGGUUGCUCUGUCGGUCGAGCGGUGAUAGCCUCACUCAGCCAGCUAAGUGCGUAACAGACGGAUAUUGGCACGGAUAUGUCUACAUGCAAUACACGUAUGGUGACAUUAAAUGCGUGCGAAAUAGCCCUCGCUUCAAUCCAAGUCCAGAACAGCAGCUUAAACUAUCUCCGGGAAUAAGUUCAUCGUGCCUAGACAUAGACACAGACACAGACAUUGGCAAGGCGAGACCAGAUUCCUGGUCUUGUGGCUUACUGAUUAGCGCUCGGCUAAUUAGCUUCAUAGUUCCCCAGGAAAUUCUCAAGACCUUGAGACAGACAACCAAACGAUCUUCGGCAAGGGGAUCUGAAGCAGGGGGUAUCCCUGUGGACUUGUCCAAAUAUCACCUAACAAUUAUGGCCCGAAGCCCCAGUCUAUCACAGUCUAAAUUACUGUCACUGGCUCUUGCUGAACUACAGAGUACCACUGACUGUCUGAGUUCCGACUCUGUUAUCCACCUCAGUUUGGUGUACGUACCAAUUCCGAAUUCCACAAUUGUGACACUGCAAUGGGUCAACUACGGCUAUUCCUGUGCCUAUAUGCAGUUUGCACUGCUGUGCAACAACAAAAGAAGAAAAAAGACCGAGAUACCACCUCGGAUAAUGAGGCAGCCGAUGCCUAGGCCUACUAUGUAA
Fusarium graminearum PH-1 is the source of this 813-nucleotide messenger RNA. RefSeq lists its product as uncharacterized. The coding region runs from base 1 to 813 and encodes 270 amino acids. The record is from RefSeq and is a predicted model, not a curated record. Lineage: Eukaryota; Fungi; Ascomycota; Sordariomycetes; Hypocreales; Nectriaceae. The transcript has 3 exons.